This is a messenger RNA of Anopheles cruzii, 1388 nucleotides long. Its product is annotated as UDP-glucosyltransferase 2-like. The transcript has 3 exons. The record is from RefSeq and is a predicted model, not a curated record. Lineage: Eukaryota; Metazoa; Arthropoda; Insecta; Diptera; Culicidae. Gene Ontology annotation, molecular function: UDP-glycosyltransferase activity. The annotation marks the transcript as partial.
AUGAGGUCGAAUUCGGCAGCGGUGGCAUCGGUGAUCCUGGUGGUCGGAUGGCUUGGGGCAACCAGCCACGCGGCCAAUAUACUGUACAUCAAUACCGUCACUUCACCGAGCCAUUUCGGAUGGAACCGUGCCCUUGUUUACGCCCUUGCCGAGCAAGGCCAUAAUCUCACCGUGUUCGGUGUGGACGCCGAGAAGGAUCCACCGGCGAACGUUACCUUCAUUCUGCUGGAGAAUGUAUACCAAUUGUUGUACAGCGAUCCGGACAUGAAAAUAGAUUUCUUCGAGAUGGCGAAACUGAACGUAUUCGCGAUGCUGAAAUUGUUCGUCGAAUUUAUGCCGAUUGUCUGUGACAUGGUUCUGCGUUCCGAAGGGGCGAAACGGCUCUACGACUAUCCGGCGGACUUUGGGUUCGAUCUGAUCAUAAACGAUUACCUUAGUGGCCCGUGUUUGACGCCCCUUGCCCAUCACCGAUUCGGGCAACCACCGGUAGUGGCAGUGACCGCGUACCAUGGCGUUUCGACCACCAUUUCCAUGACCGGUGCCUAUCAAUACUCGGCUCUCAUUCCUAACCACGUUCUCGACAUGAUGGAACAGAUGAGCUAUCGCGAACGGUUCGUCAAUCUGUUGGCCAACAUGUGGGAAGAGGUAUUGGAGCGCUGGGAUAUGAUUCCCAACAUGAACCGGCUGCUCCGGGGCUACGAACCUUCGUUGCCUGACGUUGGGGAGUUACUUCGACAGACGAAACUUGUGCUGCUGAACGCGAACCCGAUUAUCCAGUUCACCGAACCGCUAAUGCCGAACAUCAUUCCGGUCGGUGGGCUGCAGAUCGUCAAACCGAAGCCACUGCCGGAGGAUCUUGCUACGAUGCUAGACCGAUCGAGCCCGGGCGGUGUUGUGCUGUUCUCGCUCGGGACGAAUGUGCGCAGCGAUCAGCUGGGCACGGUACGUAUCAACGGAAUCCUGGAUGCGAUGCAGGCCCUGCCGGAGUACACGUUCCUGUGGAAGUUCGAGUCGGACGCGAUGCCUCGGGCUUUACCACCGAAUGUCCACGUGCGACCGUGGAUGCCACAAAAUGCCCUAUUGGCACACCCAAAGCUGCGACUCUUCAUCACGCACAGCGGACUGCUCAGCACGCAGGAAGCCAUCUGGCACGGUGUGCCGAUCAUCGGGUUCCCGGUGUUUGUAGACCAGUUUAAAAACAUCAACUACUGCGAGGCAAAGGGCGUUGGCAAGCGGUUGAGCAUCGAGCACCUCGAUGCCAAGGAGCUGGAAGCAACGAUCCGAGAAAUUAUGACCACUGAAAGCUACCGCACGAACAUGCAACGAAUGUCGGCCCUGUUCCGCGAUCAGCCCGAACAUCCGCUGGAUCGUGCCGUCUGGUGGAUCGA